AUGCCAGAAAGUUCAACUACUUCACAUUCCACAGGAUAUGACGCCCAAAGACGAUACAUUACCACUCAUGAUGCGGAAGGUCAUUCCAUAUUUACGGACACCGUUCAUCCGACCGCGGAGUACAAGCGUAUCAGCCCAGACCUGGAAUUCUUCCUAGCAUAUGCCAAUACCACUUUUCCUGUCGAAAUGGACCGAGACUGUGAUGUAGCUGGUUACGAAAGGCUACUCGCCGGUCCACAACCACCGAUCUCAAUUACCAGCGGGACAGUGCUGCGCGCCUGCAACCUUGCACCAAAUUCAGUCACUCCGAUGCACAGAACGCUGAGCCUCGACUUUGGCAUCGUCAUUGCCGGAACGGUGGAGCUGGUGCUGGACUCGGGAGAGUCACGACUUCUCAAGCCUGGUGAUAUCGCCGUGCAACGAGGGACGAUGCACGCAUGGCGCGUCCCCAGCGGUGACACGUGGUCAAGAAUGGUUUUCAUUUUACAGGCGGGGAAAGCGCAAGAGAUCAACGGCCGGCUACUAGAGGAUGACUAUGGUGGUAUUCCUGUACCUUCAGCUAAUGACUUUGGUGGUCAUGACAAGGUAUCAUAA
Molecule: messenger RNA, 594 nt
Organism: Akanthomyces muscarius
Lineage: Eukaryota; Fungi; Ascomycota; Sordariomycetes; Hypocreales; Cordycipitaceae
Exons: 1
Coding region: 1-594 (197 amino acids)
Source: RefSeq, a predicted model, not a curated record